UCCUAGUCGUGGCUGGUCUGCGAUCGUUGAGUGUGGCUUAGGGCUUUUAAAGAAGUGUACCGUUAAAAUAAAAAAUAUUUCUACCGCAACGAAUAACAGCUCGACACAAAAACAACGUAAAGUAACAGUUUUGCGGCAAUUAAAUCUAAAAUGGCGUUUUUGAAAAUUUGCCUAUUCGCCAUUGUUGUUGGCACCACCCUCGCACAACGUAACAAUUUCCGUACCGGCCCGGGACAUCCAACAUCACAGCGCCAUCUGCCUAAGAGACCAACAGAUCCGCCACCAUCAGAGGAGGAUUACGAGCCGACAGACCAAUGUCCGGAAGCGAAUGGUUUCUUCCCCGAUUUGGAGCAGUGCGAUAAAUACUAUUCGUGCUUUGAGGGUAAACCGACUGAACGCCUCUGUGCUGAUGGCAUGGUCUUCAACGAUUACAGUGCUUCGGAGGAAAAAUGCGAUCUGCCAUAUAACAUUGAUUGCAGUAAGCGUUCGAAAUUACAACCACCACAACCCUCUCAGCACUGCCCACGCAAAAACGGCUACUUCGGACACGAGGCAAAGGGCAUUUGCGAUAAAUUCUACUACUGUGUCGAUGGCCAAUUCAAUAUGAUCACCUGCCCGGUGGGUUUGGUCUUCAACCCCAAGACCGGCAUUUGCACAUGGCCCGAUGAGGUUGGCGUGAAGGGUUGCAAUUCACAAGACAUCUUCGAAUUCGAAUGCCCUAAAGUGAAUGAGUCCGUAGCGGUCACACAUCCACGUUAUGCCGAUCCCGAUGACUGUCAAUACUUCUAUGUCUGUGUGAAUGGUGAGAUACCACGACGCAAUGGCUGCAAGCUGGGUCAAGUGUUUGAUGAUGAUAAGAAGCAUUGCGACUGGUCACGUAAUGUGCCUGAAUGCGCUGAUUGGUACAAGGAUCGUUUGACUGAUGCCGAAUUGGAUGAGUUGGAGAAUCCCAAACCGAAAACUAAGAAACCCCUACGCACACGCGGUCCAUCACGACGAAAACCCGCCAAGGCGGCGGCGUCUCAAGUUGAGGAGGAUAUCGACGAGGAGUAGUGUGGGCAGAGCGGCAGACGUGCGUCCGCUACGCACAUAGCUUUAAGUACUUUUUGUUUAUUUUUCUCUUUUUUCUGUGUUUUUGCCUUGCUAUUGUUCGUCGAAAUUCUCAAAUAAAAGCGCCUCAGCGUAAUUCUA
Molecule: messenger RNA, 1191 nt
Organism: Ceratitis capitata (Mediterranean fruit fly)
Lineage: Eukaryota; Metazoa; Arthropoda; Insecta; Diptera; Tephritidae
Product: protein obstructor-E
Exons: 6
Coding region: 151-1053 (300 amino acids)
Cellular component (GO): extracellular region
Molecular function (GO): chitin binding
Source: RefSeq, a predicted model, not a curated record